Molecule: messenger RNA, 315 nt
Organism: Dictyostelium discoideum AX4
Lineage: Eukaryota; Evosea; Eumycetozoa; Dictyosteliales; Dictyosteliaceae
Exons: 2
Coding region: 1-315 (104 amino acids)
Source: RefSeq, a predicted model, not a curated record
AUGAAUAAACUGGAAUUUAAAAUUAUUUACAAAGAUGGGAAAUAUUGGUUUGACGAAAAAUUUCCAAAUCAAUUAAAUGGGGUAAUAACUCCACAAGAAUAUUCAAUGAUAAUAAAUGGACUUCACUCAAGAUUAAAAAGUGUUUCUUUCUUUAUUUAUUUAUUAUUUGCGUUGGUUUCUUGUCUUCUUUUCCUAUGUAAACUUUUCAACUUGAAUUUUGUCCCUUUUAUAACAAUUAUUAUAUUAACAUCAGUAAUUGAUUUAGCACUUAUUAUAUAUUGCAUAGUAUUUGUUGCAUAUCAAAAAAAGGGAUAA